AAAAGGAACGUCAAACCCCACCCUUACAUCCCUCCAGGCCACGCCCCAUUCAACACACCCCACCAAGCCCCUCCCUUGAUCACACCCACAGCACGCUCUCUCCCUAGAGGCACGGCCUCCGCCGUGUGGACCGGCGGGGAAGGCGCCCUCUGUCCCUCUUGUCUCUUGGCAGUCUCGACUCGGUCUCUGAGUGUCUGUCUCCAAGGCUCAAUCUGUGUAUCUGUCUCCUGUGGCCUCUCCCUGUGCAUCUCAUCUAUCCGGGGUCUGUCUGUGAACUUAGUUCUCCUGUUUCUGCACUUCUCUCUGAAGUUUUCUGUCCCAUUUUCCGUUCUCUCACUCUGAUCCCUCACUUCCUUCACCUUCCUAGGAAGCCAUCUCCCUCUCUUACCCUUCUCGGGUUCCCCAGAUCUCCGGUUUCUAUCUUCUGCUGGGCCGACUUGGACGCCGCCUAGUCUUCGCCUCUUCUUCUUGUGCGCCUCCGGCGGCUUUGGCUCGCGAGCGCCCCCGUGUGGCCAAUGAUGCCGCCUUGAUGGAGGCGAGGCAAGCAAGCGAUGCUGUGGUGCGCGCGACGUCCAGAGGUGGUGCGACCCACGCCAAUGUGAGGGCAUGCCUCAGAGGUGGUGUGGGACGCCAGGAGAUGACGUGUGACUGUGUGACAAGCCAUGUCCAACAACAUGGCCAAGAUCGCUGAGGCCCGCAAGACAGUGGAGCAGCUGAAGCUGGAAGUGAACAUCGAUCGCAUGAAGGUGUCGCAAGCGGCAGCCGAGCUUUUGGCUUUCUGCGAGACGCACGCUAAGGAUGACCCACUGGUGACUCCUGUCCCCGCCGCCGAGAAUCCCUUCCGCGACAAGCGACUCUUUUGCACCCUGCUCUGAGCCCUCAUGACAGCUUUAUCCUCCCCCGCAGAAGUAUGAAUCCAAUAAACGUGAUGACUUGGUGGUGCCUGCA
Molecule: messenger RNA, 948 nt
Organism: Mastomys coucha (southern multimammate mouse)
Lineage: Eukaryota; Metazoa; Chordata; Mammalia; Rodentia; Muridae
Gene: Gng8
Product: G protein subunit gamma 8
Exons: 3
Coding region: 663-875 (70 amino acids)
Biological process (GO): G protein-coupled receptor signaling pathway
Cellular component (GO): heterotrimeric G-protein complex
Molecular function (GO): G-protein beta-subunit binding
Source: RefSeq, a predicted model, not a curated record